CCAGUAUAUGGGGUGCUAUGCGCUCUCCUCCCGCCCGCCAGGGGGCGCUGUCGCUUGUCUAGCUCCGGGGGGGCCCACAGACGGACACAACAGAGGCGCGUGCGCCGGGGGGGGCGGGGCCUCGCCGCCGCCAUCUUGCCCCGGGAGCGGGCCCGCCGCCAUGGAGGCGGGCGCGGGCGGGCGCAAGGAGCGGCCGAAGCCGCGGGAGCCGGCGGCGCGGCUGGAGCGGGCCCGGCAGAGAGCGGCGCAGCAGGAGCUCAAGCAGCGGCAGCGCGCCGAGAUCUACGCGCUGAACCGGGUGAUGACGGAGCUGGAGCAGCAGCAGUUCGACUCCUUCUGCCGGCAGAUGCAGGCUUCGGGCGAGUGAGGCGCCGGCCCCGCUCUGAGCCCGCCUUAUUUAUUAGCAAAGAGCUCCUUGGUUUGGGGCUUUUCCUAAAUAAACCCUGUGCUGGUCCCGCGUG
Molecule: messenger RNA, 461 nt
Organism: Strigops habroptila (Kakapo)
Lineage: Eukaryota; Metazoa; Chordata; Aves; Psittaciformes; Psittacidae
Gene: SVBP
Product: small vasohibin binding protein
Exons: 3
Coding region: 8-367 (119 amino acids)
Biological process (GO): negative regulation of protein ubiquitination; protein secretion
Cellular component (GO): apical part of cell
Source: RefSeq, a predicted model, not a curated record